Megalobrama amblycephala (Wuchang bream) is the source of this 2597-nucleotide messenger RNA. RefSeq names its product opsin 4a (melanopsin) (gene opn4a). Gene Ontology annotation, molecular function: G protein-coupled receptor activity. NCBI's taxonomy places the organism in Eukaryota, Metazoa, Chordata, Actinopteri, Cypriniformes, Xenocyprididae. Gene Ontology annotation, biological process: visual perception; G protein-coupled receptor signaling pathway. Gene Ontology annotation, cellular component: membrane. The record is from RefSeq and is a predicted model, not a curated record.
UAUCUUGGAUGACGUGGGGGUGAGUAAAAUAUCAGGAAAUUUUAAUUUGAAAGUGGACUAAUCCUUUAAUAACAAUUGUCUACUUACAGUUUGUGGGUCACGUCACGUACGCUCUAAUUUCCGUCUGAGUGCGUGAUAAAUAUGAAGGCGUGAGAGUAGCCUGUCAAAGCUACUACGGCGCGCGCGCUGACACAGUGAUUGCCACGCGCUCUUUUAGCGCUCCCAUACAGUGAGUGAGCACGACUGAACAGAAUCUGACAUUUGUACGGCACUCGCGUGUAACGCUUUUAUCUCCGCCUAAAAAGUCUUCUGGUGUGCCGCUCUCUGUCAGUUACGCGAGUGAUGGUUAGCAGCGCCGUGCGCUCACUGAGGAAGGGCAUCUCGUGCCCGACACAAGACCCGAACUGCACGCGCAUCGUGGAAAGCCGCAUCGUGGAAAGCCUCUCCUCGUGGAACAACUCCGUGAUGAGCGCGUACAGACUGGUUGAUUUACCCCCCACGACCACAUCAGUUGCCAUGGUAGAAGAGUCAGUUUACCCUUUCCCAACGGUGGAUGUGCCUGAUCAUGCUCAUUACACCAUUGGUGCUGUCAUCCUUACUGUUGGCAUCACUGGCAUGUUGGGCAACUUCCUGGUCAUCUAUGCAUUUAGCAGGAGCCGGACCCUGAGGACACCUGCCAACUUGUUUAUAAUAAACCUGGCCAUCACAGACUUCCUCAUGUGUGCAACCCAGGCGCCCAUCUUUUUCACCACCAGCAUGCACAAGAGAUGGAUCUUUGGGGAGAAAGGUUGUGAGUUGUAUGCAUUCUGUGGGGCUUUAUUUGGCAUCUGCUCCAUGAUCACGCUCAUGGUCAUCGCCGUGGAUCGAUACUUCGUGAUCACGAGGCCGUUAGCCUCCAUUGGUGUGUUGUCUCAGAAGAGAGCUCUCCUGAUCCUUCUGGUAGCCUGGGCCUAUUCACUUGGCUGGAGCCUGCCACCCUUCUUUGGAUGGAGUGCUUAUGUUCCUGAAGGGCUGUUGACCUCUUGCACCUGGGAUUAUAUGACCUUUACACCCUCCGUGCGAGCUUACACUAUGCUCCUCUUCACCUUCGUCUUCUUCAUUCCACUUAUUGUCAUCAUCUAUUGCUAUUUCUUUAUUUUUCGUUCCAUUCGCAGCACUAAUGAAGCUGUGGGCAAAAUUAAUGGAGAUAACAAGAGGGACUCAAUGAAACGAUUCCAACGACUGAAAAAUGAGUGGAAGAUGGCGAAAAUUGCUCUUAUUGUCAUUCUCAUGUAUGUCAUCUCCUGGUCUCCAUAUUCAACUGUGGCACUGACAGCCUUUGCUGGGUAUGCUGACAUGCUCACACCGUAUAUGAAUUCAGUACCUGCUGUGAUAGCCAAAGCUUCAGCAAUCCACAAUCCCAUCAUCUAUGCCAUCACACACCCUAAAUACAGGUUGGCAAUAGCGAAAUACAUUCCAUGUCUUCGUGUGCUGUUGUGCGUCCCCAAGCGUGACCUCCACUCGUUCCAGAGCAGCUUAAUGUCCACACGCCGUUCCACCGUCACAAGCCAGUCCUCUGAUAUGUCCGGACAGUUCCGCAGAACCAGCACUGGCAAGUCCCGGCUCUCCUCAGCCUCCGACAGCGAAUCUGGCUGGACAGACACUGAGGCUGAUCUCUCGAGCGUGAGCUCCAGACCUGCCAGCCGGCAGGUGUCUUGUGACAUCAGCAAGGACACUGCGGAGAUCCCAGACUUCAAACCAUGUAACUCAUCCAGCUUCAAGUCUAAGCUCAAAAGCCAUGAUUCGGGUAUCUUUGAAAAGAGCUCCUCUGAUGUGGAUGUGUCUGUGGUCGGACUCGUUCAACCUGCUGGUGACAGUACGGACAUGCCAGUUUCAAGGGGUGCGAUUGGUCGGAUUCCCAGCAUUGUCAUCACCUCUGAGUCGAGCUCUUUCCUGCCCUCAGUACGGCCCAGCUACAGAAGCAGCCGCUCAAGUAUGUCCGGUGUUGGGGCAAAUCCGCCCAGAAGAGACUCUCGUGGAGGAGUCCAGCAGGGGGCAGUGCUUCUCUCCACUGCUGCUGAAACACCUGAGCCCACUCAUUUAGACAACCCUCGCCCUAAACAUCUCUAGUGUUUAUACCACUCGAAUCUUACCUUUUAAGCUUUGUGUCAGGGUUCAGUGUUUUUUUGUUUUGUUUUUUUAUGAGUUAUCAAGUUUUGUGGUGUAGACAUUUAGUAAGAGAGAGUUGUAUUACAGAAUGUAAAAUGUCAAAGUCACUCAUUGAUUAUCUUUUCUUUUACAUGUGUAAUACAAUUUUAUGAUGACCUCAACUGUUACAGGAUGACCAGCACCUUUGUUUCCCUCUAUUUUAAAGGGAUACUUUAGCCUCAAGUAAUUCCAAACCUGUAUAAAUUUCUUAGUUCUGCUAAACACAAAGAAAGAUUUUUGGAAGAAUGUCAGUAACCAAACAGAUCUUGCCCCCCAUUUAAUACCAUAGUAGGUAGUCUAGAUCAGUGGUUCCCAAACUGGGGUACAGAAGGGGGUACGCGAACAAAAUGCUGAGAAGUUCAUUCAAUUCUUCCUUAAAAUAAUAUUAAAAUCGAGCAUCUAUUUCUAAC